AUGCUCCAAACCGCCAUCAACAAAGACAAGGGAUUCCCACCACCUGUGCAGAACCACAACUUUGAGAUCAAGCUGGGUAUGAUCAACCUUGUCCAGAACAAGAUGUUCCAUGGGUUGCCAAGUCAAGACCCCAUUGAUCAUCUUGAUGAGUUUGAUAGGUUAUGUGACUUGACUAAGAUCAAUGGUGUCUCUGAAGAUGCCAUCAAGCUGAGACUCUUCCCUAUGUCUCUUGCUGACAAGGCUCACCAAUGGGAGAAGAGCCUGCCCCAGGGCACAAUUACAACUUGGGAAAAGUGCAAGAAGGCGUUUCUCGCCAUGUUUUUCUCGACCGGUCGCACAGCUAAGCUAAGGAGUGAGAUAUCAAGCUUCAUUCAGAGGAACAAUGAACUUUUACAGAAGCUUGGGAAAGACACAGCCAGCAAUGGAAACUUCCUCAAGCAAGAUGUAGAGGAUGGCUGGCAGCUUGUAGAGAACAUUGCCAUAUCAACAGAAAGUUAUGGAGAGAAUUACGAUAGCAAAGACUGGAGCUCGACCGCGCACUCGAUCGAGUCAGAAGCACAUAUGCGAAAAGACUUGCAUGCUCUCCAUUCCAAGCUAGACAGGCUGAUCCUAGCUCAAUUCCCUGCGAAGCAAGUCAACUCUAUCUCUGGUACAACACACGCUCAGAAACAGGAAGGGGAGGCGCCACAAAUUGAAAGAGCACCUCCAAACACAAAGAAGACUAUCUAUGGUCACACAGCAUACCAAGCGCCUGCGGCAUACAAGAUUGCUCCGCAAAGAUACAGGCAGCACGAGCCUCUUCAAGGUUUCCCACCCACUUUUCCACUACACCAAAUGAAUAUCCCACCCGGAUUCCCAUCAAUGCCAUAUCCCACUACACCAAGUCCAGAUUGGGACAUGAAAGACAUGCUUCAGCAGCUCCUACAAGGGCAAGCCAAUGGCACAUUGGAGAUGAACAACAAGUUGGUUGAGAUAGACUCCAAAAUAGCAUCUCUAACUUCAAGGGUACAAAUUAUUGAGUCUUCUAGCGCUUCAUCUUCUUCAUCCCAAGAAUAUGUUCAAGCAGUCACACUACGAAGUGGUCGACAGUUACCUAACAGGAUUGGUGCACCCCAAAUCGAUGUGGACAUCAAUGACGAGGAAGGGGAGGGUUUAGUUGAGUAUUCAGACAUUCCUGCAACCAACUCGAUCGAGCCAGAACAUAACACUGAACCAGAGCUCGAUCGAGCUAGUGAACCAGAAGCUCCGCAAGACAAACCAGAGCUCGAUCGAGUUAGUCCACAAGUUGACAAAGCAAGUUCUAGCCAACUACCUAAGCCUGUUGGAAAGAAGAAGGACACUCUGAUGCAGAGAGAUAUUUAG
This is a messenger RNA of Microthlaspi erraticum, 1362 nucleotides long. NCBI's taxonomy places the organism in Eukaryota, Viridiplantae, Streptophyta, Magnoliopsida, Brassicales, Brassicaceae. The record is from the annotation of a GenBank genome assembly.